ACUACUCAGAAUAGUAUUAGGAUUCAUUAUUUACACUAUAAAUAAACAGAGUUAUUCAUUCUUAUUUGCAAAACAGAAAAGAACCAAUAGGAUCAAAAUGUGUUGUUCAUUUUCAAUUUCAAUGUGGUCAACAAGAAUAGUAAUAGUUUUGUUUGUUUUUGUUGUUAGUAGUAAUUUUUGUAAUGGAGGAUACACAGGUGUUUAUGUGAGAAACCCCUUACCCUCCAUGGAUAUGCCACUAGAAACUUUGCCUCCUCCUUCUGGGUUCAAUGCACCAGAACAGGUUCAUAUAACACAAGGAGAUCAACAAGGGAGGAGUGUCAUCAUUUCAUGGGUCACACCAUUAAGAGGUUACCCUUAUGUUAAGUAUUGGGAACAAGGUCACCACCACAAUGAUCACAAUCACAAUCACAAGCACAUGGCUCGUGCCAUUACCACUUCUUACACUUAUUACAAUUACACUUCUGGCUUCAUUCACCAUGCUACCAUUAAAAGAUUGAAGUAUGACACUCUCUACAGUUAUGAGCUAGGAUAUGGCUCUGUCACUCGUCGUUUCUCCUUCAAAACUCCUCCUCCACUAGGCCCUGACGUUCCAUACACAUUUGGGGUUAUUGGUGAUUUGGGACAAACAUAUGACUCCAACCAAACAUUGGAACACUAUGUGUCAAACCCCAAAGGACAAACAAUGUUGUUCGUUGGAGAUCUUUCGUACGCAGACCAUUAUGAGUUUCAUGACAACAGGAGGUGGGAUACAUGGGCUCGAUUCGUCGAAAAGAGUACUGCUUAUCAGCCAUGGAUUUGGACAGCAGGAAACCAUGAACUCGAUUUGGCAUCUGAGAUUGGAGAAAAUGUGCCUUUUAAGCCAUACAUGCAUAGGUAUCAUGUACCUCAUAAGGCUGCAGAGAGUACUUCCCCACUUUGGUAUUCAAUUAAGCGUGCAUCGGCACACAUAAUUGUCCUCUCUUCUUACUCUGCCUAUGGCAAAUAUACUCUACAAUACAAUUGGCUUGAGAAAGAGUUUCAAAAGGUUGACAGAUCAGUGACUCCAUGGCUUAUUGUUUUGGUUCAUUCUCCUUGGUACAACAGCAACACUUAUCAUUACAUGGAAGGAGAAAGCAUGAGAGUUAUGUUUGAACCUUGGUUUGUUCAAAACAAAGUCGACAUUGUCUUUGCUGGUCAUGUUCACUCCUAUGAGCGUUCUGAGAGAAUAUCAAACAUUCAGUACAACAUAGUUAAUGGACUUAGUACCCCAGUUAAGGAUCCUUCUGCACCAAUUUACAUAACUAUUGGCGACGGUGGGAAUAUUGAAGGCGCUGCAAGCAAUUUUACUGAGCCACAACCAAGUUACUCAGCAUACAGAGAAGCAAGCUUUGGGCAUGCCAUUCUUGACAUAAAAAAUAGAACACAUGCUUACUAUACAUGGCAUCGAAACCAAGAUAGUGAGGCAGUUGCUGCUGAUUCUCUAUGGAUAUAUAACAGACACUAUUUUCCAGUGGAGGAGAACACAACUUCUACUAUGGUUUAGGUUUAUUGUUUAGGUCUUGUCUUUCUUUUUAAGAUAACUAUUAUUUAGAUUUUAAGAUAAACUUAGAUGGUAAUAUUAAGUAGUACUAUUUUUCUUUAUCCUAUUUUUUUAUUUAAUUCUUAUUAUAAUUAUUAAUUUGUUAUUAAAUGUCAUCAAAAUUCAU
Molecule: messenger RNA, 1688 nt
Organism: Cannabis sativa
Lineage: Eukaryota; Viridiplantae; Streptophyta; Magnoliopsida; Rosales; Cannabaceae
Product: purple acid phosphatase 5-like
Exons: 7
Coding region: 98-1525 (475 amino acids)
Molecular function (GO): acid phosphatase activity; metal ion binding
Source: RefSeq, a predicted model, not a curated record